GACCCACCCCUUCUUCAUCGCCGGCCUAUAUAGUCCGUGCCAGAACGCGUAAGGAAACAGUCCUUUCUCUCCGGCGUUGCCAAAAUGAUGCAAAACGAGGUCUUCGCGUCUUUCCUUUUCUUCGCUACGCUUUUGAUCUUGAAGAUGUUCGCCGUGGCCAUCCUCACGGGGCAAGUCAGACUUCGGAGAAAGGCAUUUGCCAACCCUGAGGACGCGCUGAAACAUGGUGGCUUGGAGUUCCACAGAGAAGACCCCUAUGUGCAGAGGUGCCUCAGAGUUCAUCGCAACGAUAUGGAAACCAUCUUCCCGUUUCUGUUCAUUGGGGCCGUCUAUAGCUUCCUGCAUCCCAAUCCACUGGUGGCUCGGAUCCACUUUCUGAUUUUCUUCCUCGGCCGGAUGGUUCACACCGUGGCGUAUCUCCUGAAGCUGAGACCUCCCAUCCGGUCCGUGGCCUACAGCGUGGCUCAGAUUCCAUGUUUCUCCAUGGCCUUGCAGAUCCUCAUUUCGGUGAUCCGACGUUAGUGGCCAUCAGUGGCCUUCGUCUCCAGUGGGCCUUGCGUGAUGUGAAAUGGAGGACGUGAAGGGAUAGCAAGAAUCCAAAUGGAGGGAAUCAAUGCUUCACCCUAGGGCUGAGUUAACCAGUUCUGGCUUCUCUCUUAGGAGAACAAGACUAUAAUGGAUGGAUUUCUUAUCUCCUGAUCUCUUGCUUGUAAGGGGCGGAUGAUACUUUUGCAAGGGCCAGGUUGGCUUGGGAGAACUUGGAAGAUGUGGGCAAUCCAGAAGCAUCACAACUUGGGUGGGUGUGAGUGGAAAGAGUUUUUCCUGCAUCAGUUGAAGGAUGAAAUACUUUUCUCAUCUAGAUGGCCACCUAACUUCAGCUGAAAUCUCUUGGGAUGCCCAUUCCAGUUACGAGAUGUUCAGAGUCCAGCAUGGGUUGAGUUAUGGACAUGACUGUUAAUCUUCACACCGUUUGUAAUUGAACAAAUAAAAACAAAAUUAAA
This is a messenger RNA of Notechis scutatus (mainland tiger snake), 1001 nucleotides long. RefSeq names its product prostaglandin E synthase (gene PTGES). The record is from RefSeq and is a predicted model, not a curated record. NCBI's taxonomy places the organism in Eukaryota, Metazoa, Chordata, Lepidosauria, Squamata, Elapidae. Gene Ontology annotation, molecular function: prostaglandin-E synthase activity. Gene Ontology annotation, biological process: prostaglandin biosynthetic process. Gene Ontology annotation, cellular component: membrane.